Molecule: messenger RNA, 2315 nt
Organism: Dendrobium catenatum
Lineage: Eukaryota; Viridiplantae; Streptophyta; Magnoliopsida; Asparagales; Orchidaceae
Product: subtilisin-like protease SBT3.18
Exons: 9
Coding region: 16-2160 (714 amino acids)
Biological process (GO): proteolysis
Molecular function (GO): serine-type endopeptidase activity
Source: RefSeq, a predicted model, not a curated record
GAGGCGAAGGAGGCCAUGCUCUAUAGCUACUGGCAUAGUUUCUCUGGCUUUGCUGCCUCACUCAAUUCAACACAAGCAAGCAAAAUGGCCAAGAUGAAAGAAGUGAUAUCUAUUUUUAGAAGCAAGACAUUAAAGCUGCAUACAACAAGAAGCUGGGAUUUCAUGGGUCUACCUCUUUUCAGUACUGAAACUACUCCAAUGCAAUUGGAACAUGGUGAUGAUGUUGUCAUUGGCAUCUUUGAUACAGGUAUAUGGCCUGAAUCAGAGAGCUUCCAACCUGAGCCGACGCUGGGCCCUAUUCCAGCCACAUGGCGCGGCAGAUGUGUGGCCGGCGAGAACUUCAAUCCCGCCACUGCCUGCAAUCGCAAGCUUGUCGGCGCUCGAUACUACCUGGCGGGCUUCGAGCGUGAAUAUGGCCCUCUCAACGCCACUGGCUCCGAAGCAGAAUUUCGAUCACCCCGCGACCGCCUCGGCCACGGCACUCAUACGGCAUCCACUGCCGCCGGAUCGCCCUCCAUCAAUGUUUCCUACCUCGGCAACCUCGCCGCAGGCACAGCGCGCGGCGGCGCACCUCGCGCACGCCUCGCCGUUUACAAGGUAUGCUGGUUCAAGGACCUGCAGGGCAGGUGUAGCGAUGCCGACAUCCUCGCGGCAUUCGACGAUGCCAUCGCCGACGGGGUGGGGGUGAUCUCAGCCUCGCUCGGGGCUCCACCGCCGCUGAUGCCGUUUUUCCAGUCAAGCAUCGACAUCGGCGCCUUCCACGCAUCGCAGGUCGGCGUGUCGGUGGUGUUCUCGGCGGGAAACGACGGGCCGGAGACCGGCGUCGUUCAGAACGUUUCACCGUGGGUGAUCACCGUCGCCGCUGGAACCAUCGACCGCGGUUUCCCGACGAUGAUCGUCCUCGGCAACAAAGCCUCAUUUAUGGGAGAAGGGUUUCUUGAUCGAGAGAUGAAGAUGAAUUUGAUAGAUAGCGGCAAAUUGUUUGAUGACGGGUCAUGCUCGUUUGAAAAGUGGAAUCGCCGGAGGCUGGCUACAGGAAAAAUUGUUCUAUGUUUUGCUUCGAUUGGAGAGAUUUCAAGCACAGGUGCAGCAAUAACAAUCUUGGCUAUCAAUGGAUCUGGAAUGAUUUUUACAGAGUCCAUGACAAAAGAAACGCCUCAAGAUGAUUUCCUUCCAACCGUUCAUGUUAAUCUCUACGAAGGAACUAAAAUCUUACACUACAUUGAAUCUUCUAAUGACCCCACAGUGCAAAUUCUUCCCAGUAAAACAACUAUAGGUCACUUGCCAGCUCCUUCAGUUGCGCACUUCUCGUCUAGGGGACCAAGCUCUGUUUCCCCUAAUAUUCUUAAGCCUGAUAUUACAGCACCUGGAGUCAACAUUUUAGCAGCUUGGCCUCCAAUAUCUUCUCCCACUUUGCUACCAUUUGAUAAGCGAUCUAUAAACUGGAAUUUUGACUCAGGGACAUCAAUGGCUUGCCCCCACAUAUCAGGCAUUGUAGCUCUUAUCAAGUCUGUUCACCCAAAUUGGUCUCCUGCUGCAAUUAAAUCUGCAUUAAUGACAACUGCUUACUCAAUCGACACAAGCUCAGAUAUCGUCGCCGCACGUGGAACAGUGAAACCAUCAGACUCUUUUGACAUCGGUGCGGGACAUGUUAAUCCAUUGAAGGCAACUGAUCCAGGACUCAUUUAUGACAUGGAAACGCAAGAUUAUGUUAUGUUCCUCUGCAGCUUAGGGUAUCAAGAAAGCCAAAUUAACAAAAUGAUCCUUCCAUCACAGAUGAUUAACAUCAGUUGUCAUGGUAACCAUUCUGACAUCGACCUUAAUUAUCCAGCAAUCACUAUAUCCGAUCUCCGCUCUACGAUGACGAUUAGGAGGACGGUUCACAAUGUUGGACAAGCAAAUGCUAUUUACUAUGUGAGUGUUAUAAAACCUCAAGGAGUACAUGUCAUGAUAUGGCCAAAUUACCUUGUUUUCUCAAAACAAAGGAAGAAGAUAACAUACUAUGUGACAAUUACACCCCUUAAAUCAUCUCAAGGCCGGUAUGAUUUUGGGGAGAUAGUCUGGUUUGAUGGCUAUCAUCAUGUGAAGACUCCAUUGAUAGUCCAAAUUAACAAAUGUAAGGACGAAACGGUAAAUCUCGCUACUCACUCAAGUACUUAGCUUAUCUUCAUGUUUGAUGAUUUGUGGUUUUACUAUUCUUGAUGCUUAGAACUUGAUAGAGGUUAGUGGCUAACGACCUGACUUUAAAAUCUCUUAAACUUGAUAUGUAUCUAUUGUCCUAACGAUGAUUAAUUAUAAGUAUUCAUGAUGCUAUA